CACCCACUGGAAGCUGGAGGUUGCAUGGGAAGCUGAGGCAUCCCAGUGUUUUUGAUUUUUCUGUCAGCGUUGAACAAAAACACGCAGAGCUGCAGCCUGAGGAGGCUUUGCUGAACAGUCAUGCCAUCCAGGCGGAGACAGAGAGGCCGUUCAUCGCUGAGUUAGCUGACUCUGCUCUCAAUUAGAGCUUUUAUUUAUUUAUUUUAUAUUCAUGACCCAAUGAAACAACACCAUGGCUAAGCAGUACGAUGUGCUCUUCCGACUCCUGCUCCUCGGGGACUCGGGGGUUGGCAAAACAUGUUUGUUAUGCAGAUUCACGGACAACGAAUUUCACCCAUCUCACAUCUCCACCAUCGGAGUGGACUUCAAAAUGAAGACGCUAGUAAUAGAUGGUAUCAAAGUUCGAAUACAGAUAUGGGACACAGCAGGCCAGGAAAGGUACCAGACUAUUACCAAGCAGUACUACAGACGAGCACAGGGAAUCUUCUUGGUGUAUGAUAUCACGAGCGAGCGGUCUUUCCAGCACAUCAUGAAGUGGGCCAGUGAUGUGGACGAGUACGCUCCAGACAAGGUCCAGAAGAUUCUUGUUGGGAACAAAUCAGAUGAUGUGGAGAAGAGACAGGUGGCCACAGAGCAAGGCGUUAAGCUGGCCAAGGCCUAUGGAAUGGACUUCUUUGAGACAAGUGCCUUCACCAACCACAACAUAACAGAGACUUUUACACGACUGGCUGAGCAGGUGCUGGCAGCCAACAAAAAGGACUUGGAUCUGCUUCGGAUAUCCCUCAAUGACGAGCUGAAUCUCACUGCUCUGGAGGAAGAGGAGGGACUCGGUGACGGUGCAAGUGGCGAACAGAACAAAUCCUGCUGGUGUUAAGUUGAGCUUCUCCAGAAACAAAGAAAAAGAACUCUUGAAAAGAUCUGCUUGGAUUGGAGCUUUGAGUCCAAAAUAAAAGAAAUCAACACAUGAGAUUUGCUGACUGACCAACGGAUAUCUAUCUUUCAAGGAUAUAUAUGGAAACAUUUUGCCUUAAUACACAAGGUGUAUUUAUAACCAAGAGUUUUCUGAGUCACUUCAAUCCCCAUCCACUAAUUUGAAACAAAGCCUUUAAUACAGGAGUAAAGCAGAUUUGAUAAUAGUUUGUUUUUUAUUGUUUUGAUGUUUAUUUCCAGAGGGUAUUAGUUUUUACAUUCAUUUAAAAGUACUGUCUCUAUUGGUAAGCAGGAGCAGGCUGACACCCAAAUGGAUCAGCUGCAUCCAUGGUUGUGGCUUGUUAGAAUAUUGUGUGAAAUAUGACCACAAGAGAGUGCUAGAUGAGCAGGAAACAUUAGAAACAAUAUGUUCAGAUUAUAUAUAAUCAAGGGCUUAUCUUCGUAAGUCCCUGCAUUACAUUUAAUUUAGCUACACUUUCAAAAGCUACCUAAAAAAUAAUAUAUGCAGUCAUUUAUUAAUCCCCUAGCUUUUUUCUUUUCUUGUUACAAAACCUGUAGAUGUGUUUUUAGGUCAGAUCAAACUUCCUGGGUUUUAUGAAAGUUGCUUUGAGAACAAAAUUCCAGAAACUCCUGUUUCCCUGUAGCAGAACAGAAUCUAUUUUUCAAUGUUUUCUGUCUGUUUAAGCAUGAAAUAUGUUGGAGCUUGAAACCCCCUUUGCAUUGUACAUAACAGACGUUUUGAAAACAUAACUGAUGUUAUGCUAUUCAUUAACUUUACCACAAUACUGCUAGAAAUUCUUACAAAAAAGAAAACUUCAUGGUUUUUUGUGUCUUUGUAGGUACAGAUUUCUCUUUUCAGAGGGGAAAAGGUGAAAAGUGUUGCAUGUGAGUCAGUUUUUUCCCCUUUUACUGCAACUUCAGUGAAGUUAAUCAUCGGUUCAGCAUUACAUAGGCAAGGCAUUUGACCAGAGUUGCCUCUUCGAAGGUCAUGCAGAGUAUUUAUCUCAAAUAAAGUUUGACUGACUGCAUUUUUGCAACUUAGAUACUAAUUGCUACUCAAAAAAACUGUUUAUGUGCCAUGUGUGAUAUGAUAGUAUGGUACUGAGUAGAAUAGGAUGUAGAUACACAAGGUAUUGUUUUUUUCAGGAACUUUAUUUUUCAUGUAAACUACAGUAUAUUAUUGGUAAUUGUGGAACUUUAUCAAAUGCAAAAAAAAAAA
Molecule: messenger RNA, 2149 nt
Organism: Cyprinodon variegatus (sheepshead minnow)
Lineage: Eukaryota; Metazoa; Chordata; Actinopteri; Cyprinodontiformes; Cyprinodontidae
Gene: rab15
Product: RAB15, member RAS oncogene family
Exons: 7
Coding region: 233-874 (213 amino acids)
Biological process (GO): Rab protein signal transduction
Molecular function (GO): GTP binding; GTPase activity
Source: RefSeq, a predicted model, not a curated record